AGUAUCAUGGUGUCAAGAUAAUUUAAACCUUUGUAAUGACUAUCCUGUACGUAAAAGAAUGUGGAAAGUCUGUAAGAAAAGCUGCCAUGUGUGUGAAGAUGGUGGGUCUUGUAGUCUUGGAUACUAUGGAGCAGACUGUUCCCCAUGUCAUGGUCGCUGUAAAGAAGGAGACUGCGAUAAGGCUGAAGACACUGAAUGUCCACAGGGCUGUCCUGAGAAAAAACGAGGGAUACAUUGUACAGAAAACUGUAGCUCAGCAUGUUUGAAUUCAUGUGACCGUUGGAAUGAAGAAUGUCAUGAAUGUGAAAAAGGAAAAUACGGACCACAUUGUAACAAAAUAUGUGAUCGUUGUGAUGACCAAGGCUGUAAUACUGAAGGAUACUGUAUUGAAGGUUGUGUACCUGGAUGGUCAGGUGAUAUGUGUAACAUUAAGGUAUCGGACUGUAAUAAAUGUUUAAAUAAGAAUUGUAGCAGCUCGGGAUUCUGUCUUGAUGGAUGCAUGGAUACCUUUUGGGGAAAUGACUGUAAUAGAGACUGUAAACCUGGUUGUAGUCAAACAAUAUGUGACCAAAAAACAGAAUAUUGUCUUUUGGGAUGUGUAGAUCAACAUUAUGGACCAGACUGUUCUCAACGUUGUAGUAAACAUUGUAAACGUGACCCUAAGACAAACAGAAGAAACUGCUAUCAGUCAUCUGGUGACUGUUUAUGGUCAUGUCAAAGAGGUUGGUACCUUAAGAACUGCACGAUGAAAUGCAAUACAAAUUGUGUUAAUAAUGCUUGUAAAUUGGAAGAUGGUAAAUGUAAGAAAGGCUGUAAACUGGGUUGGUUUGGUAGUCAUUGUGAUCGUCAUUGUGGCAACUGCUCAAAUGAUGCAUGUAAUCGGGACACUGGUGCUUGUUCUAAUGGAUGCAAACCUGGCUAUUAUGGAGAGAAAUGCAUGAAGGAAUGUUCUAAUCAUUGUAAUGGCAGCACAUGUGAUCAAAGUUCAGGCACUUGUCUUAAUGGAUGCAAACCUGGCUAUUAUGGAGAGAAAUGCAUGGAGAAAUGUUCUGAUCAUUGUAAUGGCAGCACAUGUGAUCGGGACACUGGUGCUUGUCUUAAUGGAUGCAAACAUGGCUAUUACGGAGAGAAAUGCAUGGAGGAAUGUUCUGAUCAUUGUAAUGGCAGCACAUGUGAUCAAAGUUCAGGCACUUGUCUUAAUGGAUGCAAACCUGGCUAUUACGGAGAGAAAUGCAUGGAGAAAUGUUCUGAUCAUUGUAAUGGCAGCACAUGUGAUCAAAGUUCAGGCACUUGUCUUAAUGGAUGCAAACCUGGCUAUUAUGGAGAAAAUGCAUGGUAAAUUGUUCUGAUCAUUGCAAUGGCAGCACAUGUAAUCAAGGUUCAGGGGCUUGUCCUAAUGGAUGCAAACCUGGCUAUUAUGGAGAAAAAUGCACGGUAAAUUGUUCUGAUCAUUGCAAUGGCCGCACAUGCAAUCAAAGUUC
Messenger RNA from Gigantopelta aegis, 1481 nucleotides. Its product is annotated as multiple epidermal growth factor-like domains protein 6. Gene Ontology annotation, molecular function: scavenger receptor activity. The record is from RefSeq and is a predicted model, not a curated record. Bases 59 to 1339 code for a protein of 426 amino acids. NCBI's taxonomy places the organism in Eukaryota, Metazoa, Mollusca, Gastropoda, Neomphalida, Peltospiridae. The transcript is spliced from 2 exons.